AUGUUGCAGGACAUGGGGAAUAGCAAACCUAGAGAUCAAAAUGAAGGAGACUCGGCCACGCCAAGUGGGGAAGUUCAUCUACAAGUAAUUGAGCUUACGGAUGAAGAGACAUCGACGUCCUCGACGGAUUCGGAGGACCAGACCUUUGUAGGACAAGCAACUACCAGCACGAAAUCGUCCGUCGAAAAGCUCCCGGAAUCAAAGCCGACAGCCCCACAGCCACAGGCGAAGGUUCUGUUUCUCGAUGGCCUCCGUGGACUCGCAGCCAUGCUGGUGGUUGUACAACACUCGCAUGAGUUCGUCCCGUCGCUUCAUCUCGGAUCUGCCGCUGUCGACGUGUUCUUCAUUCUGUCGUCAUUCCUAUUAACUUGGUUGUUUAUGAAGAAAAGUAUGAAGCUACUCGCGCAAGGUGCUAGUGUUCGUACGUGGGUAUUCGGACUGCUUGACUACUUCCAGAAGCGGUUUUUCCGAGUCUACCCACUGUUCGCAGUGACUGCGGUCGUGCUUCAUUUUCUAUCAUUUGAGAACCAGCAUCGCUACUUUAUUGUGAGGAAACCCAACCAGGUCCCACUGUACGAGACGCUGACGUUCGAAUACGAACAUCGUUAUCACGUGUUCUGGACGUUACCGCUGGAGAUUGAGUACUACUUUAUUAUCCCCGUAUUCGUACUGGUAGUACUACGUCUGCGUCGUUACUGGUGGGUUGGAGCAGUUCCACUAUUCGUAUGGAUUGUACACGAAGGUUGGACGCUGGUUCGCAACAGCCACACGCCACUUAGCCUCCAUCUCCACACGUUCAUGCUUGGGUCACUGGCAGCCGUGGUAUUUGUGAAGAUCGAUUUGUGGAUUAGGAAGACGGAGUUCAAGUUCCGCUUGUGGCACACGGUGCUACUUCGAGCAGUAGAGUUUCUCCUCAUUGCUCUGAUGUUGAGUGUGCUCUUCCGUGGCCUUCUGUUCGACUGGGUCAUGGCAAACCCGGCGCCUCCACCUGAAGGAUUCCCGUUUAUCAGUGUCUAUGUGGCGUCGAUUAUUGUGAUCGAGAUUCUUCAGCCGUCGUUUGUGUCUGCAAUGUUGGAGUGGAGUGUGUUACGGUUCUGGGGCAAGAUCAGCUUCUCUAUCUAUCUGCUGCAUACUUUUGUGAUAAAAUACCCUGCGAUCAGCCACCAGCCCAACUAUUUCAACCGCUUCUUCGCUCGGUUGUUCUUGGUGAUUGCAUUGGCAACCGCGUCAUAUUAUGCUAUCGAGUAUCCGUCCCAGUUAAUGGCGCAGAGAAUCUCUCGCUUUCUUGCAGCUCAAGAGAAGAAAGGUUCGGGUAGCUUGGGGAAGUUCGCAUGUAUGGAGAAAAUCAACAGGAGAAUGCAAAGUACUACCGUAGAGGCGAAGUAG
This is a messenger RNA of Phytophthora infestans T30-4, 1386 nucleotides long. RefSeq names its product acyltransferase family. Gene Ontology annotation, molecular function: acyltransferase activity, transferring groups other than amino-acyl groups. Gene Ontology annotation, cellular component: membrane. The transcript has a single exon. Bases 1 to 1386 code for a protein of 461 amino acids. NCBI's taxonomy places the organism in Eukaryota, Oomycota, Peronosporomycetes, Peronosporales, Peronosporaceae. The record is from RefSeq and is a predicted model, not a curated record. Gene Ontology annotation, biological process: polysaccharide biosynthetic process.